This is a messenger RNA of Alosa alosa (allis shad), 1448 nucleotides long. Its product is annotated as BTB/POZ domain-containing protein 16-like. Lineage: Eukaryota; Metazoa; Chordata; Actinopteri; Clupeiformes; Clupeidae. The transcript has 13 exons. The coding region runs from base 192 to 1448 and encodes 418 amino acids. The record is from RefSeq and is a predicted model, not a curated record.
UCUUUUACGGAAUGUGCGCAACAAUAGCUCUACCCAGUCACAAUAAGGGGAAAAAAAUGGAACAGCGCAGAAAUUCGAGACCCUGUGGAAAUUCAGUCAUCGGCUAUCUUUCAGACUUGGCAUAUCAUGUUCUCUUCACUGUAAUGCAGUUGAAGCUAUUUCUUAGUGGAGGAAACUGGUGAUAGGCUAUAAUGUUAUCCCCAAAAUAUGGAUUAUGGCUUGCCUCCACAGGAGUGUCGCCGCUAACUCUGUCGACCAAACGCUUGCCUGACUGUGUUAAGACUGGAUGCAAACUGCCACCGGUCUGGUCGUCUGCCCGAAAGCGCAGGCAGGUGGGACAUACGAACCGCUUCCAGUUGCACGGCUUCACCGAGGUGGUCGCGGUCAGCGACCUGCUUGGACAAGCGCAGGUGGAUCGAUCAAUGCGGACGGGCAUGAAUGCGACCUUGAAGAGUAUCAGGACAGCUGACUUUCAAGUCCGUGGUCAUGACGAUGCCCCCUGCUAUGAGUCGACACUGCCACAGAUCACUUCUCCACAGAGCUCGGUCGUGCCCACCCACUCUCGGCCCUGUUCCCUCUCCCCAGGUUCCCCCUCUGCUUUUAAACCUGAGGAGAAAUUCUACAUGGUGUCACGCCAGACUGUUAACUACAGUCAGCCAGACGCAGUUCUGGAAUGCCUGGGCAGCCAAUGGGAGCUGCACCUGCCCUACCUGAUCAAGUCGUCCAUGCUCACCAACCUGUACGCCACCUGCCGCAAGCAGAGGCUGCCUUACCCGCCACCCGAGCCUGCAGGACCCCACAGCAGGCCUGAGAGUCAACCCUCUCAGAGGAAGAGGAACGAGAGAAAAGCUCUGGGUCCUCUGUUCAUGCAGCUUCAUGUGAAAGACCCGUCCAUAACCAAAGAGGCACUGUCCUUUGCUCUCAGGACUCUGUACGCACCUGACACCUGUCCAGAGCAGUGGACGGAGGGGCUAUUGGCUGCUGCCAUCUGCCUGGGCCUCCCACCGCUAUUCGAGAGGUGUCUAUCAGAGAUGCAGAGCAGGAUCAGGCCGUCCACUGUGUGUGAGUUCCAUAGCGUGGCAAGCAGGUAUAAGGAGGAGAGUCUGGUGAAAGAGUGUGAAAAAUGGUUAGAGCGCCACCUGGUGUGUGAGUUAAGCAACAGCAUCUACCUGAAGUACCUGCCUUUGGGGCUGCUCCUCAAAACCCUCCAGUCUCCCAGAGUCUUCACCCCCAGUGAGUAUCAGAUGUUUAGGACAGUGCUGUACUGGGUUUACCUGCAGUUUAACAUCGCCCUGCAAGUCUUACCUACACACUCACACAUCAUCACCUUCUUCUCCAGCUGGCCGAGGGAAGGAGCGUUCUUGGAGCAGCCAGAGGGGCUGAGGUUCUCUAUCCUCUUCCAUUCUCUACGCCUCCAUGGCAUCACAGACUUGUUCCAAUGUGUGUGA